Molecule: messenger RNA, 3999 nt
Organism: Talpa occidentalis (Iberian mole)
Lineage: Eukaryota; Metazoa; Chordata; Mammalia; Eulipotyphla; Talpidae
Product: anthrax toxin receptor-like
Exons: 15
Coding region: 194-1693 (499 amino acids)
Cellular component (GO): membrane
Molecular function (GO): signaling receptor activity
Source: RefSeq, a predicted model, not a curated record
GUGGGGCCUCCUCCCAGUGUAGUCCUACUCUGCCCUUAGUGCAGGUCUACUAGUAGAGGCUAUUGUUACUUGAUUCAAGGAAAGACUUGAUUAAAGGGGUAGAGCCCCUAAAUAUUGCUUAAAACAGUGAAGGUCCUAGCUUGCCUGACUUCAAGAAAUAAGUAUCCCUUGCAGCCUCCAGGGCUGCCAGAAAAUGGGAAGCAGCUACCCUGGGGCUCUGGGGCUUGCAUUCCUCCUCUUGCUGGUUUUACCCCCUCUGCUGCCAAGCAGUGGGGCAUACCAGCAGAGAGCCCCGACCUGGCUAGAUUUCCACCACCUCACUCGGGCCAGGAGAAGCCUCCCCAGCAAUACCAACCUGGAUGGGGAGAGCACCCGCCAGGGCCACAGCCAGGACACAGGGUCCAGGGAGAGGCUGGCAGAUCACAAGAAAUCCUGCCAGAGCAAUCUUGACCUCUAUUUAAUAUUGGACAAGUCAGGAAGUGUGGACACCAACUGGAUAUUUAUAUACGACUUCGUAGAGCAUUUCCUCAAAAUAUUUGAAAACCCGAACAUGCGCAUCUCGAUAGUCACCUUCUCCACAUGGGGCCACACCUUCCUAAAGCUCACCUCAGACAGAAAAGAAAUCGAAGACGGUCUCAACAAACUACGCAACACAGUGCCUACCGGAAACACAAACAUGCAGGAAGGAUUUAAAGCGGUCAAUGAGCAGAUCUCCACAGCAAACUCUGGAGAAAAGAAAAUUCACUCCAUGGUUAUCUCCCUAAUUGAUGGAGCACUUUGGCCAGAGUCCUUUCAGGCUACCAAGAAUGAAGCUCAGAGGACUCGACAACUGGGAGGGACUGUUUACACUGUGGGUGUCAACAACUACGUGAAAAACCAGCUCCUGGCAAUUGCAGACAGCGAGGGGCACGUGGUUGGUGUGGACAGUGGAUUCUUUGAUCUGAGGAACAUCGUUGACUCACUCGCAGCUAAGUCCUGCAUUGAGCUGACAAGUGUGGAACCGACCAAUUACUGUGUGGGAGAAAACUACGAUGUAGGCGUCUUUGGAAGAGGUUUUCAUAACACCAAAAACAAAAACGAAGUUCUUUGCAGGUUUAAGAUAGUUGACACCGUAUUUUUUGAUGAAAAAGCCACCCAGGUGGAUGACACCAGCAUAAAGUGUCCGGGAGUGAAGAUAGACGUAGCAGCCAACGAGAUCUCUGUUGAAGUGAGCCUGAACAACGGUGCCAGCUUCAUCAGCAACGGGCUCAAGAUCAGCAGCAAGGACUGUGGGAGUCACAGGACCGGCCAGAGGACGCGCAUCAGCCCCUCAGGAUUCCCGCCGACGCACAGCUCGUCUGUCAUCAGGCCCAUGAGGAAAGUCCUCAGGAGAAACGCAGGGCUGGCCCAGGUACCACAGCCACCUGCCGUUCCCAAUGUGGCGGCCGCAGGUUCUGGAAAUCAAGGCACACAGUUCCCCAACAUCAACGCUUACCACUUGGCUGCAUGCAUGCUUGUAAUACUAAUACCUCUGGUGAUAGCGUGCUUGUGGCGACUCUACCGCAGAAAGAACAAGACGGUGGUGAGUUGUUUUUUUGUUCCUGAUGCCCACACAGACUUCACAAACAGGCCUCCUGAGCUGUGGGAUAUCACCAUUUCCCACCCCACCAUCUCCACCUACCUGGACAGAGAGAGCUGGCAGAAAGCAGGGUGACAGAGGGGCAGGGAGGGAAUCCUGGGAGGACCUAAGACUCACAAAAUGGCAUCAGACAACACCCCUCCAUGCUCCCAAAGGUCUGAUCCAGAGCCUCCGUCACACUACAAAUUGCAGUAGCUGUUGCAGCAAGUGCCAUGAUCCACAGUGACAUGACCAGGGCUUUACUUUUGGUUUGUGUGUCAGUUCCCAACGAUUGGUCAUUGGCUGGUCCUUCCCUGGGUUAAGUGAGCAGUUGGAAAAGGAACCUCAGGGUUCCAGUACUGGUCACCCCCCUGCAGUCUCUGACCCUGUUGGGUUGCAUUUCUUUGGUUUCCUCCUUGUUUCCUGGCAGGUUGGGGGAUUGACUGGGCUUGUCCUUUGUGCACUUCAGGGCUGAGGAGGGUGGAGGGAGUCUUACCUGGCAUGAGCUGUGCGGGAGGCCCAGGCCAAGUACACCAGUGACCAAGGGUCAGCUGAGCUGCCUGUGGCUCUCCUGGGUAAGGAGGCCCAAACAGGACCCACAGAAUGUGCACAGCAGGGCCAUUGUGACCUAUAACGGGGAGACCUAGGAAGCAGGCCCCACUCAGAGGCUGGCUUCAGUGCUGCUGCAGUGUGGUCAGGGAGGCUGCAUCUGCCAACACCAGGCCACUCAGCCUCUGCUGACACUCCUCCUCGAUGUCCACAUUUACACUGUCAAACCCCAUGACCAGGCUUCUCCAAAGGGCAGUGCAGGAAACCCAGGGGGCAAGAGUGAAUUUGUUGCCCUUUGGGGAAGGAUCAUUUUUGCAAAAUAUGUGGAGUUUGCCUGUGCUUCCCACGGAGGGCCUCCCUUGCAGUACAAGGUGCUGUUAAUCAGUUGUCCUUGAAUCCUCCCAACAAGCUUUAGCUGAGGGGCCAGAAGUUGACAGGUGCCGGGGCAACACCUCAUGUGUCUGCACUUGGAACUGCCACUCAAAAAUUUCUCUUCCUAGCAACCAUGUGCACCACCAACGUGCCCCACGGUGGUGGUCCCUGGUGGUGGACAUAGCGACAUAAGACAGCUAGAGGUAAGAAGGGUCCUGGGGAAGGGUGCUGUGCACCCAAUUGGGGCUAUGGAAGAGAGGGUACAGACAGGGCGGGCCCAGAAGGCAUGGCUUGGAUGGAGAUGAGUUUUAAAGUAGCUGAACUUUGCUCCCUUGGCUGCAGUACCAGGCUCUCCACUCAGUGGGCCGAGGUUUAUGGAAACAGUGACUACACAGAGGUUCUCAUCAGCACCAACAAUGUCGUGGGUUCCCUGAGAAGUGGGUUUGAUGUAAAACAAAAUCACUAGAUUCAUGAAGGUCAGAAUGUAGAAGAAAUAGGAAUUUCUGAGUCAAAUUCUUUCCCCCGUUAAGUGGAAAUGCUGGUGCACCUGCUGUCCGCAGAAGCCGGCUCAGCAGAGUGAGAAAGAAGCCACUGCCUUGUCCUCCUGCUCUCAGCCAGGGUGACAAGGGUCACAUGGAACAGAGGCCUGAGGGAAUGUCCUUCCCCAGGAAGCACUAGGGGCCCCCCUGCUGAGUCACAACCCAGAACCAGGGGCCCCCACCACAAGAAUAGAGUCUAGAUGGCUGGUGUGGAGGAAAAAGGAGCCCACAAUUUCUGCCUGGCUUUGUCCUGCCUCCUGGUCCUGCCUCUGUCCUGCUUGGGCCAUGGCUUCCUCCAGGAGCUUCUAUGGCAUCAGGAGAGCCAGCCCUGCCUUCCUCUCAGUAUGCAACACAGCGGUGCCCAACACACCUUCCAGAGAGGUGGAAGCCCUGACCAAGGGCUUGUUCCUGCUCACAGGACAUGGCCACCCCUCUGAAAACACCAGGGUGGAGCUGGAGCGCAGGGUCCAGAGCUCCCUUCGGAUCCCCCACCAGGGAUCCGGUCACUCUGUCUGUCCUGAGCUGCCUCUUCUCUCCACCCUCCGUCAGCAGGACCCUGCACACUGAUUGGGCAUGGAGCCUCUUCCCUGCGUUCCCUGGUGGGCCUCAUGAGUGCAGGCCUCCUCCUUCCUUCCAUCUAGCUCCUUCCCAGGUACCCCGCAGGCACCUCAUGUUCCCCUCCAAGACACCGCAGAUCACCUCCAGCCUUGUACUUUAGCUCUGCUCGCAGCUCCUGGCUUGUCCUGCAAAAAAUAGUAAUUUGACUGAUCCCUAAACAAUCCCUGACCCACACCCUCACCCUCCAAAUCAGGUCCCUUGCAAAAGUAAAUGCAUCCCAGGGAGUUUGUGGGUACAGGGCUCAGGUGACUUUGGGAACUGGAGGGGACACUGUCCCGCUGGAGGCAGCAGCCAGCUCAGAGCUUCCUCACAGGCUCUUCUGCU